AUGAACAAAAUAAUCUUAAAUAUAUAAUCUGUGGAAGAAUAUUACAUGGAAAAUUAUUCACAGGAUUUUUUUUUAUCAAAUAAAAGGGCUGGAUAUUAAGAAGCACUCUGUCCAUAAUUAUCUGUAUAUAAUAUGUAGCCCAAAAAUAAUUUGAAUUGUUUUUAAAUUCUCAGGCUGAAGAAGUUUAGCCUGCUCAAUUUAAUUUUUUCCUCAAAUGAACAUUUAUUUUUGUGGUAUUUGGAGUCAGCAAAUGGAUCAGCUUUGACCAUAAACAGAAGUAGCUUGUGGCAUCUGCAGCAGGUUGGUGGGCUGCAGUUCCUGCUGAAGGUGAAAGGUCACUCAGGAACCACAAGACACAGCCACCAAACAGGUGACUGGGAAACUCUCUGGAAAAUAACCAACAUACCAAGUUAUUCAUGCAGACGAGAAACGCCUGUAGUUCUGUGGGGAGUCAAGAUAAGUUUGAAGCAGUUCCCUAGUAGACCACGGGGUGUCGCCGUUUCCCUCGACGCCGCGGCCAUGACUCACCUGACCAGUAAACAUUAGCCUCCGAGGCCUGGCUCAGGUUAGCGCCAUGUUUCAGCUGAAAACCCGCCUAAGAUACAGCCCAGUGGGCAUCGCCGCAGCCAGGGCGCUUUCGUCCACACCUGCUCGGAACCCGGUGGUGUUCCUGGACAUCGCGGCGGACGGCGAGCCUCUCGGGAGGGUGACUAUCGAGUUAAACGCCGAUGUCGUGCCAAAGACCGCAGAGAACUUCAGAGCGCUCUGCACUGGCCAAUAUGGCUUUGGCUUCAAGGGCUCAGUGUUUCACCGGAUCGUCCCGGAGUUCAUGUGUCAGGGUGGAGAUUUCACCAACCACAACGGAACCGGAGGGAAGUCUAUAUAUGGCAAAACAUUUGGAGAUGAAAACUUCAAAUUGAAGCACACUGGAGCAGGCACACUCUCGAUGGCUAACUCGGGACCAAACACAAACGGCUCCCAGUUCUUCAUCUGCACCACCAAAACCGAGUGGCUGGACGGUAAACACGUGGUGUUCGGGCAGGUGAAGGACGGGCUGGAUGUGGUGAAGACAAUGGAGACGUUCGGCUUACAUGACGGAGGCGUGUUGAAGAAGGUUGCCAUCACAGAUUGUGGGGAAAUCAAAUGACGGAUGAUGAAGACUUUCCCCUUGAUUUGGGAACGGCUUUUGACUCCUCUUUUAAUAAUCGAGAGAACGUAUGUGAGGAGCGCCCAGGUAACCUGUAUGGACCCGGGAAGAGCAGCCAGACUGGACACAUGAGGGAUUCAUGGUCGGCUUGGGCAGCUGUGGAACACACCAGUCUGGUGAUGGCGGACCGAGCGGACAACUGAGACUGUGCCAAAACACAAUUGUUGAAGCGACUCGGAUGCAUGUGGUCCAAAUGCAGAAGUCCUUGUUUCAUAUCGAACCUACAGUAUAUUUGCAUGCACUCGGCUAUUCUGCAAAGAAAAGAAAUCAUCGAACAAAUGAAAUGAAUGGAUGAAGUGUGCAUCUUUUAUUUAUUUAUGUCAUGAAUUCUCUCCCAAAGUGCUGGUGUGACUGUUCUAUAAAGGAUUUCUGCACCUGGACCUCUGGACCUGCUGGCGACUGUCACCGAGCCUGCAGUUCUUGAAGCUUCCUGGAAGCCACCCAGCUGCUUUAUUUAGACACCAGCGCCACUUCCUGUUCGUCGGGGCAGGAUGCAGCGUCACGUGACGCCUUCCUACUGUACAUCUUGAUUAAGGAUAUUUGUUGACUCUUCUGCAGCCUUCGUGAGCUUUUACAACCCAGGACGUCAGUGAGGGUGUUGUGUUAUGGUUAAUGUGUGUCAUUAUAUAUUUGUGCAAACCUCGGACACCUUGAGGGGAAUAAAUGUGGCGUCUUG
This is a messenger RNA of Synchiropus splendidus (mandarinfish), 1883 nucleotides long. It is a transcript of the gene ppifa, whose product is annotated as peptidylprolyl isomerase Fa. Gene Ontology annotation, biological process: protein peptidyl-prolyl isomerization; protein folding. Gene Ontology annotation, molecular function: peptidyl-prolyl cis-trans isomerase activity. The transcript has 6 exons. The record is from RefSeq and is a predicted model, not a curated record. NCBI's taxonomy places the organism in Eukaryota, Metazoa, Chordata, Actinopteri, Syngnathiformes, Callionymidae. The coding region runs from base 575 to 1147 and encodes 190 amino acids.